Molecule: messenger RNA, 618 nt
Organism: Photinus pyralis (common eastern firefly)
Lineage: Eukaryota; Metazoa; Arthropoda; Insecta; Coleoptera; Lampyridae
Product: secreted RxLR effector protein 161-like
Exons: 1
Coding region: 1-618 (205 amino acids)
Source: RefSeq, a predicted model, not a curated record
AUGAUAGGAUGUCUGAUGUACGCGAUGCUGACUACGAGGCCGGAUAUCAGUGCUGCUGUAAACUUCUACAGCCGAUUUCAAAAUCAUGCAACUGAAGAACAAUGGAACGGACUGAAGAAAAUACUGAGAUAUAUUCAACAGACCAAGGAUAUUGGACUGUUCUUUCCAAAGCAACAAUCAGAGGCACUAGUUGGAUAUGCUGAUUCGGAUUGGGGAGGAAAUACAGACCGCAAAUCCAUCUCAGGCUACAUGUUCCAGGUCCUAGGUUCUACCGUUAGUUGGACGACGAAGAAGCAAGCCACGGUCGCUUUGUCCUCUACGGAAGCAGAGUACGUCGCCUUAGCUUCGGCAGGCACUGAGCUAAUCUGGCCGAGGGGUCUUCUCAAGGAUCUGGGAAUCGAUUGUUUGCAGCCCAUCACCGUCUACGAGGACAAUCAAGCGUGCAUUCAUCUGCUACAACGAUGGCAGCACAAUCGACUGAAACAUGUCGAUGUGAACUACAACUUCAUCACAUGUCACGUUACCUACAUCUGCACGACUGUCGCGGAUAUCCUUACCAAGGGACUCAGUAGGAGGCAAUUUGAGAAUUUAAGACAGAAAUUGGGACUUCAACGUUAA